Messenger RNA from Panthera uncia (snow leopard), 1631 nucleotides. It is a transcript of the gene GABRA6, whose product is annotated as gamma-aminobutyric acid type A receptor subunit alpha6. Gene Ontology annotation, cellular component: synapse; neuron projection; GABA-A receptor complex. Gene Ontology annotation, molecular function: benzodiazepine receptor activity; GABA-A receptor activity; transmitter-gated monoatomic ion channel activity involved in regulation of postsynaptic membrane potential. The coding region runs from base 126 to 1487 and encodes 453 amino acids. The transcript is spliced from 9 exons. The record is from RefSeq and is a predicted model, not a curated record. NCBI's taxonomy places the organism in Eukaryota, Metazoa, Chordata, Mammalia, Carnivora, Felidae. Gene Ontology annotation, biological process: chloride transport; nervous system process; monoatomic ion transmembrane transport.
GCAAACAGGGAAAAGAGAUAUGAGGGGUCUGGAAUAUUACUCUAGUUGAUUGGCAAAGGGGUGCCUGUUAGGAGGGAGGAGAAGCCAGCAGGAGGGUGAACUGGGGCAUUGCAGUGCUCUGCAGGAUGGCGUCGCCUCUGCCCUGGCUGUACAUUAUUCUAUGGGUAGAAAAUACCCUAGGGAAACUUGAAGAUGAAGGCAACUUCUACUCAGAAAACAUCAGUCGGAUCCUAGACAACUUGCUUGAAGGCUAUGACAAUCGUCUGAGGCCGGGAUUUGGAGGUGCUGUCACUGAAGUCAAAACAGACAUUUAUGUGACCAGUUUUGGGCCUGUGUCAGAUGUGGAGAUGGAAUAUACAAUGGACGUUUUCUUCCGCCAGACUUGGACUGAUGAGAGGUUGAAGUUUGGGGGGCCAACUGAGAUUUUGAGUUUGAAUAACUUAAUGGUCAGUAAAAUCUGGACACCUGACACUUUUUUCAGGAAUGGCAAAAAAUCAAUUGCUCACAAUAUGACAACCCCUAAUAAACUCUUCAGAAUAAUGCAGAAUGGAACUAUUUUAUACACUAUGAGGCUUACCAUCAAUGCUGACUGUCCUAUGAGGCUGGUUAACUUUCCUAUGGAUGGGCAUGCUUGUCCACUCAAGUUUGGGAGUUAUGCUUACCCCAAAAGUGAAAUCAUAUAUACAUGGAAAAAAGGACCACUUUACUCAGUCGAAGUCCCAGAAGAAUCUUCAAGCCUCCUCCAGUAUGAUCUGAUUGGACAAACAGUAUCUAGUGAGACAAUUAAAUCUAACACAGGUGAAUACGUAAUAAUGACAGUUUAUUUCCACUUGCAAAGGAAGAUGGGCUACUUCAUGAUACAGAUAUACACUCCUUGCAUUAUGACAGUCAUUCUUUCUCAAGUGUCUUUCUGGAUUAAUAAGGAGUCUGUCCCAGCCAGAACUGUCUUUGGGAUCACCACUGUUUUAACCAUGACCACAUUAAGCAUCAGUGCCCGGCACUCCUUGCCAAAAGUGUCGUAUGCAACUGCCAUGGACUGGUUCAUAGCUGUUUGCUUUGCUUUCGUCUUCUCUGCUCUUAUUGAAUUUGCGGCUGUCAACUAUUUUACCAAUCUUCAGACACAGAAGGCCAAAAGGAGGGCACAGAUUGCAGCCUCACCCCCAGUGACAAUAUCAAAAGCGACUGAACCCUUGGAAGCUGAGAUUGUUUUGCAUCCUGAUUCCAAGUAUCAUCUGAAGAAAAGAAUCUCCUCUCUGACCUUGCCAAUAGUUCCAUCCCCUGAGGCCAGCAAAGUCCUCACUAGGGCUCCUAUCUUACAGUCAACACCUGUCACACCCCCACCACUAUCUGCAGCCUUUGGAGGCACCAGUAAAAUAGACCAGUAUUCUCGGAUUCUGUUCCCUGUUGCAUUUGCAGGAUUUAACCUUGUAUACUGGGUAGUUUAUCUUUCCAAAGACACAAUGGAAAUGAGCAGCAGUGUUGAAUAGCUUGCAGCCAGGAUAACUUCUAUUCUAUAAGUUCUCAUUUUCUAAUUUUUAAAAAUAGCAUUAAGAAUUGUAUGGAUGCUUUUCUGAACAUUGAAAACCUGUAACACAUAGCUUUGAGUAAGCAUAUUUGGGCCAAAAAGCAAU